Molecule: messenger RNA, 1695 nt
Organism: Drosophila novamexicana
Lineage: Eukaryota; Metazoa; Arthropoda; Insecta; Diptera; Drosophilidae
Product: transmembrane protein 19
Exons: 2
Coding region: 157-1155 (332 amino acids)
Cellular component (GO): membrane
Source: RefSeq, a predicted model, not a curated record
UUUAUAAUACCAGCUUGCCAUACUUUUCUUUAGUAUUUUUUACUCAAUUGGUUAAAUACCAAAGCUUGGGCACACUGGUCGAAAAGUGGUCACUUUUUUGUUUACGUUUGAAUAAAAAUUCAUUUUCCCUAAAAAAAAUAUAAUUUAACAAACACAAUGGCCAACGGCGACUGGAUGCCUUUGUUAUUCUGUGGCCUUUCCAUACCUAUCUCCAUAUUCAUGUGGUUGGGCAACGUGGCAUUCUCUAAAUUCUGGAGCUACGACUUUGAAGAGCCUUUGGUCAUAGCGCCGACUCGUUGGUUAUUUUCUACAUUGGCGCCGCUGGCGUUGAUGACUGUGGCGCUCCGUCGCCGCUCGGUAAGCAAAUCGGGUGCCGCUUUGGGCGUGGUCGUUGCGUUCACGCUGUCCAUAGCGAGUCAUCCGUUCUUUGCCAGUCUGGUAGUUUUCUUCUUUAGCUCAUCUCGGGCGACCAAGUUUCGUGCGCAAUUGAAACGCAAAUUCGAGCACGACUUCAAGGAAGGCGAAGGACAACGCAAUUGGGUGCAAGUGCUGUGCAAUGGAGGCAUGGCCACUCAGCUGGCAUUGCUCUACCUGAUUGACUGCGGCAGUGGAGAGCGUUCCAUUGACUUCGCCAAGGAGUAUCGCUCAAGUUGGCUGGGCAUUGCCGUGAUGAGCGCGUUUGCCUGUUGCAAUGGUGACACGUGGAGCAGUGAGCUGGGUAGUGUGCUUUCCUCAAGUGAUCCCAUCUCUAUCAUCAGCUGGCGACGGGUGCCACGUGGCACGAAUGGUGGAGUUUCGCUCAUUGGCAUCGUGGUAAGCCUCCUGGGCGGCUUGCUCGUUGGAUUUGCCUAUUUUGCCACCGUCCGCUAUACGGUUGAGGCCAAAAUGCUGCUCGUCAGUCCCCCGCAGUGGCCUAUCAUCUUUUUUGGCGGCUUAGCGGGACUCUUUGGCUCGCUGCUCGACUCAGUACUGGGCGGAUUGUUGCAGUUCUCCGGCAUUAAUGCACAUGGUAAGAUUGUGGAUGCGCCCGGCAAAGGUGUGCGUCAUGUUAGUGGACUGCGCAUCCUGGACAACCACAGCGUCAAUCUUAUCUCAACCAUUGUCAUUGGUGUCACCAUGCCGCUGCUGGCUCUCAAGUUUUGGCCGGUGCGCUAAGAGCGUCUCUGCCUAAAUAUUGGACACUCUGAAAUGUUUCCUUGUAUACAUAAGAGCGCCUAUUUUUGUAAUGCUUCAAGCUCAAAGCAAACAAACUGACUUUAAUGUAUGUAAUGCAAACGAUAGACUCAAACAAAGCGAUAAGGGCAAUUGCACUGGUAAUCCUACUCUUAGCUUAAGAACAACCACAUUCGUGUACAAUUGUUACAUCCCAGAAUAUUAUUGUUUGUAAAAGGCAAGGCUGAGUUUAUACCGAAGAGUUUGAUAUCUUUAUCUCAUAUUGAGUUGCAAGUUGAUAAUUAAAGCCAGCCUUACCUUCAUCUAAUACAUAUCAGGCAGCUACAAAAAAUGUGUUAACUAAACGUGUAAUCAUAGUGGCAAUUGGAUACUAAGUACAUGUUUUAUUUCACUUUUAUCUUUUGCAACUUUGUUGGUAGUAUAUUUCGAAUGAGUAAAUGCUUUCAAAUGUUUUGUUUUUUAUCUACCCUUUAAGCUUUAAAAUAGCCCUCUGACUCUGUUAGUUUUUUUAAGAUUUUCGAU